Drosophila santomea is the source of this 1446-nucleotide messenger RNA. RefSeq lists its product as uncharacterized. The record is from RefSeq and is a predicted model, not a curated record. The transcript has 2 exons. Gene Ontology annotation, molecular function: single-stranded DNA endonuclease activity; metal ion binding; RNA endonuclease activity. Gene Ontology annotation, cellular component: nucleus; mitochondrial inner membrane. NCBI's taxonomy places the organism in Eukaryota, Metazoa, Arthropoda, Insecta, Diptera, Drosophilidae. Gene Ontology annotation, biological process: apoptotic DNA fragmentation. Bases 32 to 1351 code for a protein of 439 amino acids.
UAGCAAACUCACCGGUCGAGUUGCCAGCAUAAUGAAGCUUCAGUUUAUCGGUCUGAUUUUGGCGAUCGUGAUUCUGAGAGAGAUUCGGGCACGUGAGGCGGUUGCCCCCAUUCCAGAUGUGGGUCAGGUAAUCAAAGAUCUCGAUGGACUGCACAUUGAUGGAACAACAUUUGAGCAAGGUGCUCCCUGCAGAGUGAAUGUGCAAAGGGAUCUGCCUCGUUCCGACCAAGUGCAGCCGCUGUACCUGCGCCCUGGGACUGAUCUCUACUGGCUGCCCAAUGCCGAUGGCCACCUGGAGGUUAACCGCGGCGCCAGCAUCGAGCUGCACUGCAGCCAUCCUUUCGCACCCGCGAAUGGAGAGUCCUUGGAUGCGAAGCUGCGCUCCAUUCGCGUGAAGUGUGUGCAGGACACCACCUUCGAGUGGCUGGGGGCCAAAAUCCAAUUCAGCGACUUUGUCUGCAGUCACUCUAUGUCCUACACCGUGGAGCGAUUGGACAGGAGUUGUGGCAACGACACUACGAGUCCAUCCAACUCGUACUUGUAUCGCGUGGGCUAUGACACCGGAGAUGGCAGAUUUGUGGUCACCAUGGAGCUGUGCCACGACCCAAAACACCUGCGCACCCACUACGCCCACCAUCAACUGACACCGGCGAGCGUGCACUUCCAGAAAAAUGUGAAACGCCUGAAGUUUAGCACCGCCGGCCAUUUCACGGGCUUUGACAUGGCCAGAAUUUAUUCGCACAAAAGCCAGGAGAAACUGAUGGUGCCCGGCCUCAUUGACGUGAAGAGUGGUCUGUUCCUGGCCCGCGGACACCUGACGGCCAAAGCGGAUCUAAUCUAUGCCAGUCAGCAGAGGAGCAGCUUCAACUACAUGAACGUGGCGCCCCAGUGGCAGAGCUUCAAUGGUGGUCAGUGGGCCGACCUGGAGGACUCCACCCGACGAUAUGUGGCCCGUUCGGGCAUCGUGGCCAGUGUGUAUACGGGCAUCUAUGGCGAAAUGAAGCUGGCUGGCAGCAAAGUCCUUCACCUGACCACCAAUGCCAAUAACACUGGUGUGGUGGCCGUGCCCCAGCUCUUCUAUCGCGUCCUCAUCGAUGUGGGACAUCCGACCCGCGGAAUCGCUUUGGUGGGUGUCAACAACCCACAUGCCACUCUGGCCCAGAUCCACGAGUCCUAUAUCAUCUGCGAUCCCGUGGAGGACCAGGUGCAUUGGCUUAGCUGGCUGCACAAAAGCAACGCCAAGGGUAACCUGAAGAAGGGCUAUCUGUAUGCCUGUUCGGUGCCGGAUUUGGCCCGGGCUGUCGGACAUUUGCCACGCCCCCUUCUCGAGGUGGAUGAGCUGCUCACUUAGAUGUGGGCGGUGGCGGUUCGAUUUCCCAUACGUUUGAGUGAGUGCAAUAAAGACUGAGUGGGUUGUGCGACACAAUAGCAGUUUGGUAUUAAUGA